UGAUUAUUGACAGCCCAGGAGCUAGGCUCGUGAAUGAUACUUUUCAUCAAGAGCUAGUAGCCGUAGCGUCAUCGCCUCUAUGAUACCUUCAAGAGCAAAGAUCGAAGUUACUAGGGACACAAGUAUAACCACAACCUCAACUACUAGCACGGACACUACUAGAACCACAAGAUGAUCAAUCGAGCACCGCUCGAGCGGCUGUCGGGCGAGGAUAAAGACACGAAGUUACCCAGUUGCGAAAUGACCAUGACGGGCGAAAAUUUAGAGGGCACACUGCGAGGCCGAAGCCGCCAAAAAACGCCAUCUCUUACGACUAGCAUUUCAAACUUUUUAGGUAGGUUUUGUAGGGCUUCCAAGCACGACGCCUGGGCAACGAGCACUUCACCAGUUACUUCUAUGUAUUAGAAGUUUUCUUCCUGAAUCAUAUGAUGACAGACACAUGCCUCUUGCUUCUAAGAUCAGUCGCAAGCAGAAAAGCCUUAAUCACGUCUCUCGGGGGGUUGUUGCAGAAAAGGCCAGACGCUUCCGCUCAUGCUCGCGACGCUCUUCGAUUAUUAUGUGACAAAGUUCUUCUUCUUGUUGUUGUUGCUGACACAAAGUUCUCGAUGACUUUCUUGGGUUCGCAAUACUCAAUUUCAAUAUUUUCUGCUACUAGAAGAUUAAGAUAGAACCGCUGUCCUUACACUUACUUCUCCAGCUCAUCCUCUAACUAUUUCUCGAUUGGUGCUACGUCGCGUCUUGCGUUGGC
Amoebophrya sp. A25 is the source of this 748-nucleotide messenger RNA. NCBI's taxonomy places the organism in Eukaryota, Dinophyceae, Syndiniales, Amoebophryaceae. The record is from the annotation of a GenBank genome assembly.